GGCCAGGCAGCGGGAGAAGAUGAACGAUGACCACAAUAAGCGGCUGUCCGAGACAGUGGACAAACUGCUGAGCGAGUCCAACGAACGGCUACAGCUGCACCUCAAGGAGCGGAUGGGGGCGCUGGAGGAGAAGAACUCACUGAGUGAGGAGAUUGCCAACAUGAAGAAACUGCAGGAUGAGCUGCUGCUCAACAAAGAGCAGCUCCUGGCGGAGAUGGAGCGAAUGCAGAUGGAGAUUGACCAGCUGCGGGGGCGGCCUCCGUCCUCCUACUCCAGGUGACACCAGCGCUCUGCCCC
Messenger RNA from Myotis davidii, 297 nucleotides. Its product is annotated as liprin-alpha-3-like. The record is from RefSeq and is a predicted model, not a curated record. Lineage: Eukaryota; Metazoa; Chordata; Mammalia; Chiroptera; Vespertilionidae. The transcript is spliced from 3 exons. Gene Ontology annotation, biological process: synapse organization. Bases 20 to 280 code for a protein of 86 amino acids. Gene Ontology annotation, cellular component: presynaptic active zone.